AUGCCGCGUGAGUGCCCUCCUGUUUUUGCAGUCCGUCCGACUAACCGAGUAUCACAGAGGCGUGUUGUAUCCCCGCCGCCUCCGAUCAAUUCACAUCGGCGCCUUCUCCUGCCAACAAGGCUCGGCCGCCCCGGGAGGCUUACUAUUCGGGAUAUUAGCCGGUUUCCUCCCAUCUCUUUCUCGCCGCCUGCGGUCAAGACAAUCCGGCCGGUGUUCCCCCUAGUCGCCAAGCGCAGCACAUUGGCCACCACGAGCACCGUCCUCCAGCCAACGAGGGUUAAGUACACCGGAGGGCUUUCUGUCCAAGAGCUGCUCCGCCUGCCUCCUGUCUUACUCUCACCGCACCAGAUUAGCCAUGUGGCCAAGCUCCCACCGUUCCCUCGGACGCCAUCGGUCCAGCGGGAGGAGCUUCACCCUCAACUGCCAGCGAUUCCAACGAACCCUUCUGUCAACAGUGUGCGCCGUGUCCGCGUCACCAAGGGCUCACGCUUCCAGCAUUCCACUGGAAGUCGCGCCACCAGUUCGAGCGACAAGUUCCCGUCGGCUUCUUCCGCCCUAUCUUUUGGUUCCUCUCCUGGCGACACUGUCAGUCGAUGUUGGUGCAGUCCCAGCCAACAGUCCUCCGUCAGUACUCAGGAUACUCAGAGUACUCCCCAGGAGGCCACUGCACCACAUCCACUGCCCCAGCAGAUCCUGGCCAUUCUUCAGGGUUCGGCCAACUCGUCACCUCCUUCGCCACUGUCUCCGGCGUCAGCCCGUCCAGACCUACCAUGGGUCUGUGAUGUGCCAGGCUGUCUCGCCCAUUCAGCCGGUCAACAAUCCCCCUGCUCUGGUGACUUGACCACCGAUGGUCCCAGAGUCCGACAAGUCCACACCGGUAAGGAGGAUGACGACAACAACGCUUCUCACACCGGCCCCUUUGAGUCAAGUUUCCCCCAGGCUCUGUUCCAGCAGUUCCUAGGUGCCAUGAAGGCUGCGGGCACCCGGAAGCCUCCCUCUGCGUCUCCAAGUGACCGAAAAUCACCCCCUGGCGACUUUGUUACCGAUAAGUUUGAUCCAGAUACCGGUGUCGUUGAGGACAGCUUCGACUCCGUGUAUACUCCUGGUGACGUCUCCGAAUCGCCAGUCCCGGAUUCGCCGACUGGCAGUGUCAUCUGCUUCCGCACCGAGCCCGCCUUCAGACAUUAUACGGCAUUGGAGCCCGCGGCCUCCCCCGGCUUCUUUGCUUGUUGCGGACAGAUACUCGACACUGCAGUCACGAAGGUGGCUUCUUGGGUCCGAUCGUGGUUCUAA
This is a messenger RNA of Cladophialophora yegresii CBS 114405, 1293 nucleotides long. RefSeq lists its product as uncharacterized. NCBI's taxonomy places the organism in Eukaryota, Fungi, Ascomycota, Eurotiomycetes, Chaetothyriales, Herpotrichiellaceae. Bases 1 to 1293 code for a protein of 430 amino acids. The transcript is spliced from 3 exons. The record is from RefSeq and is a predicted model, not a curated record.